Pollicipes pollicipes is the source of this 5285-nucleotide messenger RNA. RefSeq names its product serine protease svh-1. The coding region runs from base 113 to 4384 and encodes 1423 amino acids. The transcript has 33 exons. The record is from RefSeq and is a predicted model, not a curated record. Gene Ontology annotation, molecular function: protein binding; chitin binding; serine-type endopeptidase activity. Gene Ontology annotation, biological process: proteolysis. Lineage: Eukaryota; Metazoa; Arthropoda; Thecostraca; Pollicipedomorpha; Pollicipedidae. Gene Ontology annotation, cellular component: membrane; extracellular region.
GGCGCGUCUCGGUUCGUCACAGUCGUCACGCGGUGACAGUCAGGGUCGCGUGUCACACCGGUGUCCGUGCUGCGAGCGGUGAUCAGUGACCUUGGGUCGUACGGGUGCCACCAUGAGGGUGAAGCUGCUGUUGCCGCUGCUGUCGCUGCUGCUGCUCUUCACCGUCCUGACUGCCGAGCCGAUAUUGUUUCCUGACAACCCCGAGUAUCCGUCGUAUAAGGACCGCACCACCACUAGCACCAGACCGCCGUUGGUGGUGCACAACCCCCGGCAGCAGAAGAGCCUUUUCAGGGGCGGAGGGGCACGCGCACCGGGAGCAGACCCGAACCGGAAGAAGCAGUUGACGCCCGUUAUCACCACUCGGAAGUCACAGCGCAACUUCCGGUACGACCAGCGGCGGCGGGAGCAACAGCGCAACUCGAACCUGCCGCUGGUGGGCGUGCUGCCAUCUGGUGGCGACCUCCGCAGCGCGGGCAGCCGGCCGUCGCCGGUCACCACUCGGGACGGCACGCCUGUCGUCAUGGAGAUGGGCGCUAACGUGGGCCGGCAGUGUCCACGGCCAACCGGCAGGUUCCCGAUCAUGCGCCAAUGCGGCAAGUACCUCGAGUGCUCGUUCAACACGGGCUACGUGCGCUCCUGUUCGCCGGGCACGCUGUUCGACUACCGCAGCACCACCUGCAACUUCCCGCACGAGGUCCGCUGCGUCGACGACUUCGAGCUGUACGACGGCUCUGUGGACCAGGUGAGCGCCGCCUCCACGCUGCCUCCACUGACGCCCUCAGUCAUGGAGCGUCCCACCGCCAGCAUCAACCCGGACGGCAGCGUCUCCUCGCAGUGUCCGCUGCCGGCCGGCAUGUUCGCCGUGCCGGGCAGGUGCGGAGAGUUUCUUAACUGCUGGAACGGCCGCGGCCACGUGCAGCGCUGCGCUCCGGGAACGCUGUUCAACUGCCACACGGAGAAGUGCGACUUUCCGCACAAAGUUCGCUGCGUGCAGCGUGACAGGGUGCAGGCGCCCAUGAUCGACAUCUCGGAGUUCGCGCGGUUCGGUCCGUCUGGCUCGGCAGGUGUCGCUGCCCGCUCAAGGUUCGGCGCCGUGAUGGCGCCACCGUCGGGCCAGCGACUCCGCAUCCGCGGCGGCCGCUCCAUCGCCCAGGGUUAUGUUCAGCUGUACCACGAGGGCCAGUGGAACCACAUCUGCGAGAACGGCUUCGAUCAUCACAUGGCUGACACUGUCUGCUGGGACCUGGGAUUCACAAGAGGCUCGAAACAACUGAGCAUGAAGACAUCUCUCCGCUUCAAGCUGGACAAGAGCAACCGUCUGCUGUCGCUGGACUGCACGGGCGAUGAGAUGCACAUUUACGAGUGUCAGAAGAGAGCGCAGGACACCUGCAAAGUCGUGGGUGUCCGCUGCGAGGAGAACACACUCUCGUCAUGCCCGGAGGGCUACACUUUGUUCGAGGAGCACUGCUAUAAGGUCCACCCUACCCAGCCCACGUCACGUCAAGACGCCCUGAUGACCUGCGAGAGGGAGGGCGGCAGCCUGCUCGCCAUCGAGAGCCAGGCGGAGAGCGACUUUGUGAGCGAACUGCUGCAGUACCUGCCCAACAUCGGCUGUCUACAUACGUCUGGCGUGGGUGUCAACAUCUUCCGCCGGGUCGUCUGGAUCUGGGAGAACUCCUCCGAUGCCGUCGACUUCCAGCGCUGGUGGCCAGGCUGGAACCGACAGGCUGAGGGCCAGGCGCCAGCUGCAGGCAGGUCCACUGUCUGUCCUGACCUUGCAGAACGUGUUUCCGUCACCUCCGCUCAGCAGCCGUGGGCCCCGGGAAGUGCUGAUCCUAUUCUUGGCCACCGCAGGUCAACACGCACCAGACCGGAGGUCACUCGAAAUAUCGACGCCGGAUACUUCUGGUGGACAGCCAGUGACUGCCUGGAGAAGCUCGCUUUCGUCUGCGAGGCGCCUCAGUCCGAUAUAGGGUGUAUGCGGGAGACCGGCGUCGACUACAGAGGGAAGGCCUCAGCUACCGAGUCAGGGCAGCCGUGUCUGAACUGGAACGAUCCGCAGAUCGCCGACCUCGCCUCCCAGCUGAGUCUCAACACGGAGAUGAUCGGGGACCACAACUACUGCCGGAACCCGGACAACGACGACCGACCGUGGUGCUUCAUCAAGUCUCGCGGCUAUGACCUGUGCGACAUACCGCGCUGCCAGAAGAUGGCGCACACCGAGACGACGGCGGAACUGGUCCCAGCUAUUGCCCGAAGACAAGAAGAUAACGGCUGUGGAGAGAACAUGUUCCAGUGCCAGCCGGGAGAGUGCAAGUUCUUCUCCUGGGUCUGCGACGGGGAGAAGGACUGCAGCAACGGGAAAGAUGAAUCCGACUGUCACAAUCACCUACAAGACUACAAGCUCACGCGUGGAGCCAAGCUAGUCGGUUAUGACGUGGAGAAGUGGCUAUUCACCGAGCUGAAGACAUGUGCCAGACGCUGCUCCGAGACCAAAGACUUCCUUUGCCGGGCCUUCAACUACCUGCAGUCGGACGAGACGUGCUUCCUGCUGGACUCGAACGUGGCGCUCUCGGGCGCCAUCGAGACUGAUCCCGAGUUCGAGCUGUAUGAGCUGCACUCCGAGAUCCCAGACUGCAGCGACAAGUUCAUCUGUCCACGUGGCAAGUGUCUUAACGCCAGCCAGGUGUGCGACGGUCGUCGGGACUGUGUGGACAGUGCCGAUGAGGCGCGCUGUCAGUCCAAAAUCGACUUCGACAUUCGUCUGGUCGGAGGGAAGAGGCCAAGCGAAGGUCGCGUGGAGGUCAGAGCUCUGGGCCAGUGGGGUGUCAUCUGCGACGAUCUGUUCUCUACUGUGGAUGCUGACGUCAUCUGUCGAUACAUGGGCUACCCACUCGGCGCCUCGGAGGCGGUGACGAACGCCGGCUUCGGCGCCGGCAACGGCCGGUUCCUGAUGGACGACCUGAACUGUCGUGGUGACGAGCAGUCCCUUGCCGACUGCGACUUCGCCGGCUGGGGCAAGACAGACUGCACCGAGGCCGAGGUGGCGGGGGUGAAGUGCCGCGAGGCCGGCGAGGUAUGCACCAGCGACCAGUGGCGUUGCCGCAACACCAAGUGCAUCGCCCUGACGUACGUCUGCGACCAAGUGGACGACUGCGGAGACUUUUCCGACGAGGAGGACGAGCUGUGCAAGCUGCCGCUGCAGGUGCGCCUGGUGGGCGGCACCAAUAGUUCGGGACGGGUGGAGCUUCGCUACAAGGGCGUCUGGGGCACCGCCUGUGAUGACGACUUCGACUCAGAGGAUGCUCAGGUGCUCUGCAGGAUGCUUGGCUUCGAGGGGGCGGCCGUUGUGCACCAGAACGCCAAGUUUGGACCGGGUACCGGCCAGAUCUGGCUCGACCAGGUCAACUGCAAGGGAACAGAGAAGAGUGUCGAUGAGUGCUACCAUCUGCCCUGGGGUCAGAGUAACUGCGCUCACGAGGAAGACGUGGGCAUCAGCUGCCACGCCAGUCCUACCUCGACCAACAAGGUGGCAAGACCGACUGACCGUCCUGUGCUGAACAAUACGCUGCCGGCGUGGUGCGGCCGGCGAGUUGUCCCAGACACACCGAUCGUACCUCUGGACCAGAACCCGAAGAUCGUCUCCGGGAAGACAACUGAGCCCGGCUCCCACCCGUGGAUGGUGGGGGUGCGGAUCAGAGCCGGCGCCGAGACGGCGCACUGGUGCGGCGCCGUGAUCGUCUCCGAGUAUCACAUCAUCUCGGCCGCCCACUGCCUGCUCGACUACCCGCAGCAGGUGUACGUGCUCCGCGUCGGAGACUAUGACAACCAGGUUGAAGAUUCGGAGGAGGAAGAGUUUACCAUCGAGAGAAUGUAUCCUCAUCCGGAAUUCAACAAGGGCACCUACCUGAGCAAUGAUAUUGUCAUCAUCAGGGUCAAGUCAAUCCGAGGGCGGGGCAUCCGGUUCGGUGCGAUGGUGCAGCCCGUCUGCCUGUCUCCGGCAACACUGGCUUACAAGCCGGGGAAGAAGUGCACCAUUGCUGGCUGGGGUAGCACCGGUCGACGAGCAGGUUACGCCCGGCGUCUGCAGUCAGUGGUGUUGCCGCUCCUGCCCAUCAGUACCUGCACGGCACCAUACGUGUAUGGAGAGCGCAAAAUCACCGAUGGCAUGUACUGCGCCGGAUACCUAGAAGGAGGCAUCGAUACGUGCCAAGGAGACAGCGGUGGGCCCAUGGUGUGUCAGCACGAGGGCGUGAGCGUGCUGUACGGGGUCACCAGCUGGGGUCAGGGCUGCGCCAGGGCUAACAAGCCGGGCGUCUACACCAAGAUCACCGAAUACCUCAACUGGAUCUACCGCACGAUCGAGGAGGAUUCGCAUCCGUAGAGCGCUACGUCAUACUAUGUUGCGCGGGCAGAGGAGGCAUGGGAGUAAUUCUGCUGACGUUUGACAGUUGACUACGUUUUCGUGUUGUGCUCGUGUGAUGGCUUACAUUGAUAUGAACUGUGACACACACGCGAGUGUGAAUUAUGUGCUGCCCAGGGCUGGUUUAUCAGCAGAGCCAUGGGCGGCAUUGACAUCCAAGGAUGUCGCCUCUGUUCAGUCGCUAUUAAGAAGCGGGGAGGAGAGGGGUCAGCCCCCAACUCUGGUAAAAAAGCGGGCAAAAUUCGGGGAAGCACCUUUUAAGCCCCCUCCCCCAAUUUAUUUUGCGGAACUACGCCCCUGUUGGCAGCCUGACCUCAACAGAUUAGGCGGAACGACUGGAAGCCCAUUCUUUCGAUGGACAAAUAUAUUCCUGCGGCUACAACUAAAUUGUAAUGCGACGAAAUACAGCUAGAAACGUCUACAACGUGGAGAUUGUAUUAUUGGGCCAGCCACGUUGACCAUGGUCGUGUGUUUCUGCGAUGUGCUGCGGUGUUCUAAGCACUAGUCCCGUUGCGCCGGGCUGAGCCGCAUGCGGAGGCGGCGCUGAAGUUUUGUCAAGUUAUGUUAAGGCGUUAGGAGUUUUUAGACUCGAGCUUAUUCAGAGAAUGGUUUCAAAACCAUCAGUGCUCGUUUCAAACCACGUGAAGAACCUGAAGGUGGUAGAAGUAGGACGUGCGCCACUCAUUUUGACAUGCUGCGAUACGUAUGUGUAAUCUGCGUAGAAACUUGAAGUGCAUACAUCCUGAGGGGUAACUUUCGAAGCUAAGUGUCAGGUUAGGAUGUGUCACAAUAUGUAAGUGCGCUAUAUCUGUUGUCGUCACUUUGGCAACAAUAAAUGUUGGUCACCACCAUACCCACAUGG